This is a messenger RNA of Stegastes partitus (bicolor damselfish), 2567 nucleotides long. RefSeq names its product 5-beta-cholestane-3-alpha,7-alpha-diol 12-alpha-hydroxylase. The record is from RefSeq and is a predicted model, not a curated record. The coding region runs from base 41 to 1576 and encodes 511 amino acids. Gene Ontology annotation, molecular function: iron ion binding; sterol 12-alpha-hydroxylase activity; heme binding. Lineage: Eukaryota; Metazoa; Chordata; Actinopteri; Pomacentridae. The transcript has a single exon.
UUAACUCCAAAUUGGCCCGGGGCUGCCAAGGGAAUCAGUCAUGGGUGUGCUGCUGCCAAUACUGCUUGCCUUACUGGCGGCUCUGAUCGGAGGGCUGUAUCUUCUCGGGGUCUUUCGACAGCGGCGACCAGGAGAACCUCCUCUGGACAAAGGGCGCAUUCCUUGGCUGGGUCAUGUCCUCGAGUUUCGCCGGGACACUUUGAAGUUCCUUGAGAGGAUGAAGCAGCAGCACGGUGAUGUAUUCACUGUUCAGCUGGGAGGGUUUUAUUUUACAUUCCUUCAGGAUCCCCUGUCGUUUGGGACUUUUACAAAAGAGAGUCGAGAAAAACUGGACUUUAACAAGUUUGCCAGGCACCUGGUGCGCCAAGUGUUUGGUUACGUCUCUACCGGGGAUGAUCACCACAUGCUUCAGAUAUCCAGCAACAAGCAUCUCAAGGGGGAUGGCCUGGAGGCGAUGACACAAGCCAUGACAAGUAAUUUACAGAACCUUAUGCUGCACAACAUUGGCUCGGCUGCAGACCAAAGGACGUGGGUAGAAGAUGGACUGUUCAUGUACUGCUACAACAUUGUUUUCAGAGCCGGCUAUUUGGCCCUGUAUGGCAAUGUGCCACCCAGGUCAGCAGGAGGUGAGGAGAACGCCAAAGCGGAAGACAGAGCUGAAUCAGACGCCUUAUUUUCCGAGUUCCGUAAAUACGACCAACUCUUUCCCAGCCUUGCUUACGGGGUUCUCCCACCGAGGCAGAAGAUGGAGGCGGAUAGGUUGAAGUCGUUCUUCUGGGACUCCCUGGCAGUGCACAAGGUGAGGAACAGGGACAACAUCGGAGGCUGGGUGUUCGACCUGCAGCGAGCCUUAACGGAGAAGGGUGUGGAGGACUCGAUGAUAGACCGGUACAUGUUCCUGCUUCUCUGGGCUUCUCAGGGCAACACUGGGCCUUCUGCAUUCUGGCUGCUCCUCUUCCUCAUGAAACACCCGGACGCCAUGACGGCAGUGAGGGAAGAGGUGGAAAAAGUUCUGAAGGAGUCUGGCCAGGAAAUCCGGCGUGGCGGCCCCUUAAUCGACCUGACCCGUGAGAUGCUGAUGAAAACCCCAAUCCUGGACAGCGCCGUGGAAGAGACCCUCCGACUCACCGCUGCACCCCUCCUCACCAGGGCCGUCAUGCAGGAUAUGACCCUCAAGUUGGUUGACGGGCGCGAAUACCUGAUACGCAAGGGGGACAGAAUGUCAGUUUUUCCCUACAGCGCCGUCCAACUCGACCCCGAGAUCCACCCUGACCCUCAUUCAUUCAAAUACGACCGCUUUCUGAAUCCAGACGGAACCAAGAAAACAGAUUUUUACAAAGGAGGGAAGAAGGUGAAGUACUACAACAUGCCCUGGGGUGCCGGAGUCUCCAUGUGUCCUGGGCGUUUCUUUGCCACCAAUGAGCUGAAACAGUUUGUUUACCUCAUGUUAGCCUACUUUGAGUUCGAGCUGAAGAAUCCUGAGGAGAAGAUCCCUCAAAUUGACUUCAAGCGAUGGGGCUUUGGAACGAUGCAGCCCGUCACAGAUGUUCAGUUUAGAUACAGACUCAAAUACUAGACCGACCAGAUGGCACGUUCUCAGAUUUCAAUCCUCUCUAGAAGCGUUUAUGUUGCUUUUGCAUUUCUAGGAAACAUGAUUGAGCUCUUUUUUUCAAAGCAGUUAUGUGAUUAGCACAGAUUUCAUACAUAUCUGUUGGCAUAUAUCUAAAUUAUUAACCACAUACUAUCUACUAUACACAAUCUUUGCAGAUAACUCUCUCGUCAUCUGGCUGAAAAUCUUUGAUCCCAGUGGACUUUAAUCCAGUUAACAGUAAUUUUAUUAGUCUUUGUAUAAACAAAUACAACUGAACUGUGUAUACUGUGGCUCGUUGUUCUCCACUUGCCUGUUUUCCAGUGUGAUCCUUUGCAACAAGUGAUGCCACAUGUUGACUUAUGCAAUGAAACACUGUGAAAUACGAGCGUCUGGCAAGCUCAGCAACAUGUUGUACUCAUUAGAUUGUGCAAUGCCCAUUAGUUCAAAGUUCUGUCUACAAAACAAAUCAGAAAAUCAGAAAAUGGAAAACAUUUUUUAAAAAUGUUAUAAUUAAAAUUUUUGAUUUUUUCCUAAUGAAUAUAUGUUGGCUUUGGAGGAGGUUAAAAACUGAGAUGAACCCAAAGUAUAAUUCCUGGAAUUAGGCUGCAGCCACAAUGUAAAUAACUGCUAAAGCAACUAAGGCUGCACUUCCAUGGGAUGCAGUCUGCACACAUUUUUUGUUAUCUUCUCAGUAGAUAUGUGACAGACUUCCUCUGCUCCUCUGACCUGCCUGGCCCGGUGGGUUUUCACGACCCGGCGAGCAGAGCAGGGAAGUGGGAAGCCUUCCUCUUUUUGUCUAUGUCGCUCUCUCAGCUUGGUUCUUUGUUUUUGGUUUGAUCUGCUUUGUUGUUUCUACAUCUAGCAGCUCCAUGCACAUUUCUCCACUCAGCUGUACACUCACACUGACGUUUAUCCGCCUUACUGACUGGUUUUUGUGAAUUUUUGAUGUAAUAAAUUGUUUGAUUUCUUGACCUUG